This is a messenger RNA of Penaeus vannamei (Pacific white shrimp), 1380 nucleotides long. Its product is annotated as dual oxidase 2. Gene Ontology annotation, cellular component: calcineurin complex. Gene Ontology annotation, molecular function: phosphatase binding; calcium-dependent protein serine/threonine phosphatase regulator activity; calcium ion binding. Gene Ontology annotation, biological process: protein dephosphorylation; calcineurin-mediated signaling. The record is from RefSeq and is a predicted model, not a curated record. NCBI's taxonomy places the organism in Eukaryota, Metazoa, Arthropoda, Malacostraca, Decapoda, Penaeidae.
CCAGAUUUCGGACUCGAACUCCGAGGAGUGCACGAAGCCGGAGACCUACGACUUCUUUUUAGGAUCCGAAGUGUCGUACAUUCUCGUGCUGAUCUUUUUGCUCGGACUUUGCUUUGCAACUGUGGUUGCGGUGAAGGUCAUGGCUGUUAUGAAAAUAAAACGCCACACCAAGAAAGCAUUUUCGUCGCUCAAAAUCCAGGAAGGUUCUCACAAAGCAAAAGAGCGCGUGAACCUGAGGGAGAGCCGCUACGUGGUGGUGCGGCUGGAGCAAGAGUCCCGUCGCAUCGAAGUGACCGGGACAGGGCAAGAGCGAUUGCGGAUCAUCGAUCUUAGAAAUGUGCAAGAGAUGAAGGUUCGUCACCUCCAGGAUUUCACACAGAUGGUAAUCUGUGUAUCUAACCAUUAUGAUCUGUUUCUGAGGUUUGAAGAUGGUUGGCAUGCAAAGAGACUACACAAGGAGUUGACUGAAUUUUGCCAGAACCUCGGCAUAAAUGUAACUUUGAGCCCCGAGUCCAAAACCUCGCUACAGUUUGGCAUAGUUACAGUGAAGCAGAGGGAAAAACAGCUGGCUGAUUUUUCAAGGGUUGUCCUUUCCAACGCAUUUGGAUCCAGCAAGCAAGCAGACUUGGCAGCAAACCUAAUUGCCAUGGGUAGUCACAACAAAAAUUACUUCCUAUCCAUGGAACUUACGCAGGUAGAGCUCGCCAACCAAUUGGGGAUGUUACCUGACUCCGUAUUCGUUAAACAGCUUUUUCGGCUGAUGGACCAGGACGGUAAUGGUUUUAUUACGCUUAAGGAAUUUUGGGACGUGAUGGUUGUGUUCGCUCGCGGGAAGCCAGAGGAGAAAGCUAAACUCAUCUUCAACAUCUACGACCUUUCCCGCACAGGCCAGUUGUCUGCGCCCGACUUGGUAGGCAUGGUCAGGUCUACCCUGGGAAGCGAAAGCAAGAACCAAGACCUCAAUAACAUUGUGCAGACAAUGUUGCAGUCAGUUGGCGUCAGUGUUGACCAGCCCAUCAACUUUGAACAGUUCCAAAAGAUAUUCAAUACGAGGAGUGACGUCUUUAACCAUGUACAGAUUAAUGUGGGGGAGAUGUCGCGUAAAAGCAAUUCUCGCUUCAGCUUGUAUGGUGAGAUCCCCACUGGAGGUUUCGCUGCCGAGGCGGCCCGGAAGGAGUAUGACGAAGCCCGACAGGAAGUGCUGACCCAGGAGGAAAAUGAUGACGUUCCAAAGGGCAAAUUCUGGUUGGGUGUUGAACUGUCCGAGAGCCUUCGGUCCAUCGUGAACAAUAUCAAGAACAAGCAACAGACCUUUUUCUGGGGAACAUUGUAUACUAUCGUAAUGUUGCUCAUAUUUGCCGAGAGGGCAUAUUAUUACAC